This is a messenger RNA of Lathyrus sativus (Indian pea), 249 nucleotides long. NCBI's taxonomy places the organism in Eukaryota, Viridiplantae, Streptophyta, Magnoliopsida, Fabales, Fabaceae. The record is from the annotation of a GenBank genome assembly.
AUGGAUAGUUCCUUAGGUGACAUGUUGGUUAAGGUGGUUGUGUUCUUCCUAGUCCAAGCUUUGGUGUACCUUAUCCUUUCAAAUUCAUCAAACAUAUUCUCCAAGGAUAUCAAGAGAUCAAACAGCUUCAAGCCGGCGCGUUCCCUGAGUAUUCGCCGGAUGUUGGCUUUACUUUCCGAUUUUCCUCCGGAAGCAGAACCUUCUCCUUCUUCUACAAAGAGUCCUCAAUCACAAGCUACUCAAAGUUAG